Molecule: messenger RNA, 2803 nt
Organism: Ylistrum balloti
Lineage: Eukaryota; Metazoa; Mollusca; Bivalvia; Pectinida; Pectinidae
Product: transcription initiation factor TFIID subunit 7-like
Exons: 10
Coding region: 1-1083 (360 amino acids)
Biological process (GO): RNA polymerase II preinitiation complex assembly; transcription initiation at RNA polymerase II promoter
Cellular component (GO): transcription factor TFIID complex
Molecular function (GO): RNA polymerase II general transcription initiation factor activity
Source: RefSeq, a predicted model, not a curated record
AUGAGCUCCAAAAAUGCACCCAAGAAGAAAGAAAUUCCUUCUGAACCAGCAUUUGAUCUAGAACAGCAGUUUCUCCUUCGGCUGCCACCGGGACCUGCCAUGGCAUUGCGAAGGGAUGUUCAAGCUGGUUCCCUGACACUGAAGGAUAAGUUCAGCAUUGAGGUGCAGCCAGAUCAUAGACACUGUAUUGUCAGAUAUGGAAAUGAACUAUUGUAUGCAAAGUUGAUGGACCUACCAUGUAUUAUUGAAUCAUUGAAGACUGUUGAUAUGAAAACGUUUUAUAAAACAGCUGAUAUUUCUCAGGUACUAAUAUGCAGUAACACUGAUGAGGACACCAGUCAAGAUGAAAAUGAAAGCCCAAAAAAGAAAGAAAAGGACAAAAACAAAAAGUAUCAUUUUCCACAUGGAGUGACCCCUCCACUGAAAAAUGUCAGAAAAAGAAGAUUUAGAAAAACAUUAAAGAAAAAGUACAUGGAACAACCAGAUAUUGAGAAAGAGGUGAAGAGACUGUUCCGUACAGAUGCUGAAGCCAUUAAUGUGAAGUGGGAAAUUAUUGUUGAGGAGGAAAAACCCACAGCUGAUUCUAAUGGUCAAGGUCAGACAACAAUGGAAGGCUGGGUUGGCGGUCAGUCUGGUCAGUGGGAUCAGAACUCAGGAAAUCUAGACUAUGGAAAUCUGUUUGGGGAGCUGAGCAGCUCAGAUGAUGAAGAGGAGGAAGAAGAAGAGGAAGAAGAAGAAGAGGAAAAAGAUAUCAAUAUCAUGGACAGUGGAGAAGAGGAUAUCUCUCAGGGAGCCUUCAUGCAGGGUGUGUCUGCCUUCACCAACAAGGACGACAGCAUGUCACAAGACACAGUAGCAGGAGGUGACGCAGAUUCUGUUGAACUGCAGAGUAAGCUGUCAGAACUAAAACGACAAGUUGAGGAGAUUCGUCAAAGACGAAAAUCAACAGAGGAUCGUCUUGCUAAAACUCAGAGCCCUAUAUUACAGCAACGAAUACAAGCUAUUUUAGACCAAACGAUUGAGGAAGAAAAUGAGAAAGGACAAGAGUAUGAAAUACUAUCUUCAAUGUUGACGCAGAGCUGAGGUUGGAUGAGGAUUAAUAACGAAGAGGAUGUGUUUCCACAGACAUUACUGGACAAAUGAUGAAGGAAUAUUUCUUUCAUAGAAUUGUGAACUUAUCUGAACAUGUGAUCAACUUCUCAUCACUGUAAUCACGGAAUACCAGCAGACAUCAUUAUCUUAAUGUCUCGUAGAUCCCACAUACAUAUUUUCCAUUGUGUAUCAGACAUGACAAUUGAUAUACAGAUCAUCAUUAUACUCUACAUUAGGAAAAUCUGACGACCUCCCGUAAAGGGUCAAAUUUAAAUGACCUUCAAACCAAACAAUCAAAAUGCUACUGGCAAAAUCUCUUACAAUAAUAAUCGAGUGUCCCUAAUCUUGUCCACACAAAGAUAGCUGUGCCAAUAGCAAACCUGGCUGAAAAAUCAUGUUUUAUUGUAAGCAUUGAGUUGAUCUGAGUGUGGUCCUAACCACUGUCAGAUAUUUAUAACAUAGUGCAUAAUGAUGAUCUGUAUUUAAACCAGAUUGUGGUAUAACGUCUUACAACAUACAAAAUUACAGAUGAUCAACAUAAUUUGAUUGUUUUUGAUUCUGAAUGGAAAAUGAAAUAGUUUAAAAUUGAUGUUGGAUUAUAAUUUUUGUAUUUAUAUGCUCUUAAGAGGUAAGGGAUGUGCGAUUGCAAAUUAUGAAUACAAGCAUGCAAAAAUUCCGUAAUCAACAACUUCACUUUGUAAAUAUUGGAAAAUUAUAGCUGUCCUGUUAUCAAAUAUACCUGCCCCAGGUAUUGUGAAAGUUCAAGAAUUUCUUUGAUUAUGGAAAGAAUAUGAAUAUGACAUUGGGUCAUGUUAUGGUAUAUUCUGUGUGAUCUGUACAUCAGUCUGUUAACCUUUCCUUGUUAGCUCUCUCUUACCUGUAUUUAUGAUCUGAUUUUCAUGAAACUUUCUUCAAAUAUUUCUUACCAAAUUAGAACAAGAUCGCAUUACAGAAUUUUGUGAUUAAUUUUAGCAAAGUUAUGUCCUUUUUAUUGUCAAAUAUGGGCAAUUCUUUACUGAAGUCUUUUUGAAUUUGGCAAUGAAAUAAUGCACAUAAAAAUUAUGUAGCAAGUUUCAUUAAAAUCAAAGUACUGUAUAUAGAUAACAGUGCGAGAGAGUGGAAAAGGAAAAGGAAAUGGACAAAGAACCAUACAGUAUAAAAAUGGAGUUGGGUGAAAAAAAGUAUAAUAUUAAUUCAACAUCCUUGGCUCUUGUAUGCCCAGGCCAAACUUCAAAGUCAUUCAAACAGUGAAUUUUAACCUUCAUGCAUUUUCAACACAUGCUCACAGUAUUGAUAGAAUUUUAGGUGGGACAGGGGUAUGUAUCAUGCUCAGGGGUAUGUAUCAUGCUCCCACUUGAUGUUCUCUUGUUCAAUGCAUGAAAAAAUUACUGCCGAAAAUUGCAGUUGUAGCCAAACCUUUAGAUCUAUAGGUAUUUAUUUCAGAAAUAUUACCCAGUAAGAUUGGGCAAAAUUAUGUUUAAGAGUGAUCUUGUAGCCUAAAUUGGAAACUAUUAUAUUAGGCUAUGUUGCUAAUUUGUGUGUUUGAAGGAUUUGAUGCUAAUUUGUGUGUAUGAUUGAAUUGUUGCUAAUUUGUGUGUAUGAUUGAAUUGAUGCUAAUUUGUGUGUAUGAUUGAAUUGAUGCUAAUUUGUGUGUAUGAUUGAAUUGUUGCUAAUUUGUGUGUAUAAAUGAUUUAUUUAUCUUUUACCUGUA